AGGUCACAAGAAGAAGAAGAGGAAGUUUGCCCCAGCUACCCAGCCAGGCAGCAUUGAGAAGGCAUUUGUUUUCAUCCCGGUUACUUUUUUUAUAUCUGGUUAUGUGUGGUAUUCAUGCCCAGUGAAGACAAGAUCUCCCCAGGACACUAAUUAACCUUCCAUCACAUCGCAGAGAUGGGCAGCAGGAGUCGCACGCGUUCCCCGGCUAGUGACCGAGAGAGGAGUCACGGGAGGCACCGGGAUAGAGAGAGGAGCAGCAGACACCACCAUAAGUCCAGGCACCACAAGUCCUCAAAGGGCAGAAGCAGAGACAGGAGCAGGGAGAAGAGUGUGAGCAGAGAUCGCCACAGGAGAGAGAGGAGCAGGAGUCGAAACAGGAGCGACCAACAUCACUCCAGAGAAGACAGGCACUCUCGGAAGAGGGAGAAGGAUGGAGGCAGCAGACAGAGGGACCAUUCUAGCUCUGAGGAUGAUUAUAGAAGCAAGAGGAGGUCCCACAGGGAAAGGGAAACUGACAAACGUUCAAGAAAGACUUCAGACAAUACAAGUGCAAGAGAUCACUCCAGCUCUGAGGAUGAGUAUAAAAGUAAGAGGAAAUCUCAUCGAGAAAGAGACACUGAUAAACGCUCAAGGAAGACUUCAGAACGUGCAAGUGAUGAUGAGACUCUUGAGAAAAAUAAUGGCAGUACAGUGAAACAAAAAGCAUCAGAAGCCACAGAUGUGACCCGUAAGGAUGAUCACCAUGUAAAAGCUAAUAAAGACACAAAGGAUUUAAAGGACAAGAGUCAGUCUUCAAAACAUAACAAGAAAUCAGAAGAGAAGAAUGUGAGAGAGAACCGAACCCCAGACAAAGAGAAAGCACCAAAGGAUACAGCAGAAAAGGAACAUAAGAAAAAAGAUACUACAGAAAAUGAACCAAAGAAAAAAGAGACAGUAGAGAAAAGUGAAAAGCCAGCUGAAUCCAAAAGUUCCAGGUCAGAAGAAUCCAAGGAGAUGAGAAGUGAGAAAAAGAAGAGAGAGGAAAGUCUUGAGAAACAGACUAACAGAUCGGAGCCCAAAGAGCAACAAGAAAAGACCUCUGAGAAAAAGUUAGAGGAAAAAAUUGUUCCAGAAAGUAAGAAAAAAGAUGAGGAAGAGGAGAAGAGUGACAGUGAGAAACAAGAAAAGCAUGAGAAGAAGAAAAGCUCUAAAAGAAAAAGUGAAGCUGAGGAACAGAAGAAGAAACACAAGAAACAAAAGCAUAAGAAACACUCAUCGAGUAGCGAGAGUGAAGACGAAAGCGGCGAAGACAACAGCAACAAGAAACCACAAUAUGACAGCGAUGAAACCACAGAACAGGAGUUGCUGAGAAAAAAGAGACAACUAGAAGAACAGCUGCAAAUUGAAGAGGAAAUACAGCAGCGAACCAAAGCAAUAGAGAAGGAACGGGAAGCAAUUCGAGCCAAGAAACUGAAAUCCACAAUCAACUCGGAAGUAACGAAACCCACUGAGAAGGAGAAGUCACCUCACUCCAGGUCUCGGUCACGCUCCCCAGGAAGAUCAGAGGAACGUAAACAAACCAGGGAUGAGAGAAGCAGCAGAAGCGAUAAGAGGUCAAGGAAUUACUCAUCAGAUGAAGCGGAGGAACCACAGAUAGGUGCACGAUACUGGGGUGGUGAUACUUCCAAGGAAACAUCCCAGUCACAGAAAUCAAAAGCAUUCAAGACGAGCGACACUUACUGGAACAAGUAUGCCGACAAGCUGGGCAUUCAGAUUGAAGACCCAAGGAACUCUGAUGCAGAUUAUGAAAAGAAGAAGGACAAGGACAGGAGGGAAGAUAAAAGGAGAGACUCAUCAUCAGAUAGGCCAAGUAGAUCUGAGGAAAGCUCAAGAAAGGAUAGUAAGAGAAAAGGUGAAGGAAGUGAGAAGAAUAAUGUGGAGUCUUCCGGUAAAGGUUCUGAUGUCCCUGCAGCACCACUCAUAAAGAAACCAGUGAUGGAUCCUCUCACCACAAGAACUGGCGGAGCAUACAUCCCACCGGCUAAACUGAAAAUGAUGCAGGCACAGAUCACAGACAAGUCCAGCGAGGUGUUCCAACGGUUGGCAUGGGAGGCGCUCAAGAAGUCCAUCAAUGGCCUCGUCAAUAAAGUCAACGUCUCAAACAUCGGGAUCAUUGUUAGAGAGUUGCUGAAGGAGAACAUAGUGCGGGGGCGAGGCGUGCUGUGCCGGGCCCUGAUGCAAGCGCAGGCAUUCUCACAAACCUUCACCCAUGUCUAUGCAGCACUGGUGGCCAUCAUCAACACAAAGUUCCCUCAGAUAGGCGAGCUACUCCUGAAGCGUUUGGUCAUCCAGCUGAGGCGAGGUGUCAAGAAGAAUGACAAGAACGUGUGCAUGUCCUGCUGUCGGUUCAUUGCUCAUUUGGUCAACCAGCAAGUGGCUCAUGAGGUUGUGGCUCUGGAGAUCCUCACCUUCCUCCUGGAGCGAGCCAAGGACUUCACCUCAGAAUCAGAAGUGGCCGAGAAAUCCAGGAACGAUUCGUGUGAACUUGCCAUCCUGUUCAUCACCGAGUGUGGCGAGAAGCUGAAUGAGGUGAGUCCGAGAGGGAUGACAAUCAUUCUGGAGACUUUCAGGCACAUUCUUCAUGAGGGAAAGCUGGAGACCCGAGUGUCGUACAUGCUGGAUGUCUUAUUUGCUGUUGUGAAGGACGGGUUUGGAGACCAUCCUGCUGUGGCCGAGGAACUUGACCUGGUGGAGGAGAACGAACAGUUCACUCACAUUGUGGAGCUUGAUGGGAAACUGGACUCCCAGGACAUCCUCAACGUGUUCAAGGCUGACCCAGAUUACGUGGCAAAUGAGGAAAAGUACAAGGAGAUCCGCAUAGGUAUCCUGGGAGAGGAGAGCGACGAGAGUGAGGCGGAGAGCGGCUCUGAGAGUGAUGACGAGGCCUCCGAUGAUGAUGAGGAGGACGAGGAGAAGAAGGAAUCUGAGACCAUCCUGGACGAGACGGAGACCAACAUGGUGGCCUUCCGCCGCACCGUAUACCUCACCAUUCAGUCGUCACUGGAUAUUGACGAGUGCGCUCACAAGUUGCUGAAGGGAGAGAUCAAGCCAGGCUGGGAAUCUGAACUGUGCAACAUGAUUCUGGAUUGCUGCGCCCAACAACGCACGUACGUCAAGUUUUACGGCCUCCUGGCACAACGGUUCUGCAUGAUUAACAAGGUGUACCAGGAGCCAUUCCAACAGAUCUUCAAGGAUGCAUAUGAUACCUGCCACCGCCUGGAAACUGAAAAGCUGAGGAAUGUCACCCGCCUCUUUGCCCACUUGCUGUUUUCUGAUGCCAUAUCCUGGGAGGUGCUGUCCCACAUCCACCUGAAUGAAGAUGAGACAGCCAGCUCUUCAAGGGUCUUCAUCAAGAUUCUGUUCCAGGAAUUGGUAGAGUUUAUGGGCCUGGCCAAACUCAAUGAGAGGCUGCGGGACCCCACAUUGGCCCAUGCCUUUGAGGGCCUCCUGCCUCGGGACAACCCACGCAACACUCGCUUUGCCAUCAACUUCUUCACCUCCUGUGGUCUGGGUGGCCUCACUGAUGACCUCCGCGAGUUUCUUCGCACACAGCCAAAACCUACUGCUGUUGUAGCACCAGUUCAGCAGAUCAGUAAAACAGAGGAGGCUGGGGGUGAAGAUGACGACAGCACUAGCAGCAGCAGUAGUAGCAGUAGCAGUAGUAGCAGUAGCAGUAGCAGCAGUAGUAGCAGUGACAGUAGCAGUAGUGACAGCAGCAGUAGCAGCAGUGACAGCAGUAGCAGUGACAGCAGCACCAGCAGCAGCAGCUCAGACAGUUCAUCAGACAGUAGCAGUGACAGUGGUGACUCGUCAAGUGACUCAGAAGACAGCUCAAGUGACCAUCAUGCAAGCAAAGAUAAUGAACUGAAGAAAAAGAAAAAACACAGAAUGAAAGAUACCAAGAGGAAAAGUUCCAGCGAUAAAACAAAGAUCAGAUCAAGCAAGAAGAAUGAGAGAAGAUCAAGAGAUAGAAAGGCAAGAAGGAGCAAAAGAAGUGACAGUGAAGAAGAGAGCAACACCAGAGGAGAGAGAAGUGGAAGGAGAGAAGAGAGGAGGGAGUCAUAUGAAAGGAGAAGCCAUCACUCUAAAGAGGAGAGAGGUUCUGAGGCUGCAAAGAAAGGGAGGGAAAGGGAAAGGAGAGGAGGCAGCCAUGAGCACAGUGAGAGGGAGGAGAGAAGGCAUGGAAGGUCUCACAGAAGGAAGGAAAAUGACAGAGAAUCGGAUAAUCGUAUCAAGGCGGAUGUGAGGAAGGAGCACAAGAGGAGACACAGCAGCGAUGAGGAGCAGGAGUAUGAGCGCAAGAGGGACAGCAGUGUGGACAGGAGUGACAAGAGGAGAAAGAUGAAGUGAUGCUCUGUCAAUGGAAAGACAGUUGUAGUAGGGAUGCAAGCUUCUGGAUAAGAGAUAAUUUAGCAGCACUGGAAAUAAGACCUUACACAUUAAUUCCUACCUGUAAUGAAGUGAAUUGUGAACUGAUCUUUAAAUAAAAACAGGAAAAAGA
Molecule: messenger RNA, 4540 nt
Organism: Scylla paramamosain (green mud crab)
Lineage: Eukaryota; Metazoa; Arthropoda; Malacostraca; Decapoda; Portunidae
Product: pre-mRNA-splicing factor CWC22 homolog
Exons: 5
Coding region: 175-4389 (1404 amino acids)
Biological process (GO): mRNA splicing, via spliceosome
Cellular component (GO): catalytic step 2 spliceosome
Molecular function (GO): RNA binding; protein binding
Source: RefSeq, a predicted model, not a curated record